GUGCGGCGCCUGACCACGCCCCUGUCAGUCCUUCAAAAUGAAGCCUAGUGCGCCAUGCGCCGGUCGAACAGGCUAAAGCUGCUUUCCAGGUGAGCAGCACAAGUUUGCAGUAGGACGUUGACCCCCUCCUCGCAGAACCAAUGAAGAAGAGAAGACAUGCCUUUCUUCCGAAUAGAUGGAGUCACUUGUUAUUUAUUUUGGUCCCAGGAUGUUUUAUAUUGUUUCUUUCUGGACUUGUACCUUUCAAGAAAAGAACUUUUCUUGGUGAACCUACCUGGAGUGCUUCUGAUUUUCCAGAAGCCCAGUUUCUGUGGGAACAUAACAAUGUGAACUGUACCUCCAUCUACCAUCUUGAUCCUGUGGAGAUUGGCAAGUCCUUGGAAAUACAAAAGAGAAAUAAUAUUCAUUCAGAAGAUAGCAAUAUUCUGGCAUUAACCGCUAACUGCCAAAGAUAUUUGCAACUCAGGAAAUAUUCAGACAAGCCAGUGUCUGAGGAGGAAUAUCAGUUUCCACUGGCCUACUCUUUAGUGGUGCACAAGCAGGCCGAGAUGGUGGAAAGAAUCCUUCAUGCCAUCUACAUGCCUCAAAACAUCUACUGCAUACAUUAUGACAUGAAAUCUUCUCCAAAGUUCAUAAAUGCUGUCAGAAGCCUGGCCAAUUGCUUUCCUAAUGUUUUUAUCUCAUCCAAGCUGGAAACUGUCCACUACGCUCACAUGACCAGGCUCAAAGCUGAUCUAAAUUGCCUGUCAGAUCUUGUCCAUUCCCAAGUCAAGUGGAGAUAUGUCAUUAACUUGUGUGGUCAGGACUUUCCUCUGAAGUCCAACUUUGAGCUGGUGUCCGAGCUUAAGAAGCUCAAUGGCUCCAACAUGCUGGAAUCGUCCAGGCCAAGUGACUUAAAAAGGCAGCGUUUUGCUUUCCAUCAUGAGCUGCAAGAUGUGUCGUUUGAAUAUAGCAAGAUGCCCGUUAAGACAGAGCGGGUCAAAGAUCCUGCACCCCACAACAUUGAAAUGUUUAUUGGCAGUGCCUACUUUGUUCUCAGUCGGGGGUUUGUUGAACAUAUGCAAGGAAACCAGCUGGUGAAUGACUUUUUGGCAUGGUCUGAGGACACAUACUCUCCUGAUGAGCAUUUCUGGGCCACAUUAGUGCGUGUUCCUGGUGUGCCAGGGGAGAUCCCCAGGUCUGAUCCCGAUUUUACGGACUUAAUGAGUAAAACACGGCUUGUGAAAUGGAAUUACCUUGAGGGCAAUCUGUAUCCCCCCUGCACUGGCAGGCAUGUGCGCAGCGUUUGCAUCUAUGGAGCUGCAGAGCUCCGCUGGCUAAUUGGUUACGGCCACUGGUUUGCCAACAAGUUUGAUCCCACCAUGGACCCCAUACUGCUCAAAUGUUUAGAAGAGAAACUUGAACAAAAUCAGCGGGAACUGGUCAGACUAGCCAGCCGAUGACAAAGGAGGAAAGACCUUUCUGCCUUAAGGACUUCAGAAUAAGCCAUGAUUUUGCAGAAUGUUUGAUUUUGUGAAUUUCACAAAUUUAUUUAAAUUAUUUUGUAUUUUUUAAAAAAAGUUGUAUAUUUUUCUAUUUAUGGUUAUUCUUGAAUGUGAUGUGCCUUACAAAUUAUAUUUAUUGGCAUUGGUAAUGGCCUACUAAAGAAACUGAACGUUUA
Erpetoichthys calabaricus (reedfish) is the source of this 1660-nucleotide messenger RNA. RefSeq names its product beta-1,3-galactosyl-O-glycosyl-glycoprotein beta-1,6-N-acetylglucosaminyltransferase 4-like. The transcript has 2 exons. Gene Ontology annotation, cellular component: membrane. The coding region runs from base 141 to 1442 and encodes 433 amino acids. Gene Ontology annotation, molecular function: acetylglucosaminyltransferase activity. The record is from RefSeq and is a predicted model, not a curated record. NCBI's taxonomy places the organism in Eukaryota, Metazoa, Chordata, Cladistia, Polypteriformes, Polypteridae.